AUGAUCAAGGCUGCUGGUAGAAGCAUCAGCUUGAAUACUUUUCGAAGCUAUCCUGCAUGGUACACUAGGCCAUUUUCAAGCUCAAGCUCAAGUCUAUCUAAAGAACAGAUAUUUCUUUUAAAUCGAACUAUAAAUGCCCCAGUCAGCGAGGUAUACAAUGUUGUUUCUGAAAUCUCUCAGUAUAAGGAGUUCAUGAAGUACUGCACCGAAUCGUUCGUGGAUAAGAGAGACCCCAAUACCGGAAAGCCACUAGAGGCUGGUUUGAGAGUUGGAUUUCAGCAGUAUGAUGAAACCUUUGUGUGUCAAAUCAGAUGUGAGCGUGAUUCUAGAGACCGUUGUGUAGUUAUUGCAGACUCAGUAACACACAGUUUGUUCGAUGCUUUACAAACAAAAUGGAUAAUCAAUCCUCAUCCAUCGAGAUCCGGCGCUACUGAGGCCGAGCUACAUUUGAAAUUCAAAUUCAAAUUUAGUCUCUAUAAUAACAUUGCCUCAAUCUUUGGUAAAAGCGUCACAGAGCUUGUCAUGAAGUCUUUUGAAAGGCGCAUAUUCACCUUGAUGCGUCAAGCUUCGAAGACCAAACCUGCAGGCACUUCACGAGAUGUCAUAUAA
Molecule: messenger RNA, 609 nt
Organism: Lachancea nothofagi CBS 11611
Lineage: Eukaryota; Fungi; Ascomycota; Saccharomycetes; Saccharomycetales; Saccharomycetaceae
Source: the annotation of a GenBank genome assembly